Messenger RNA from Hydractinia symbiolongicarpus, 2038 nucleotides. Its product is annotated as methanethiol oxidase-like. The coding region runs from base 98 to 1534 and encodes 478 amino acids. NCBI's taxonomy places the organism in Eukaryota, Metazoa, Cnidaria, Hydrozoa, Anthoathecata, Hydractiniidae. Gene Ontology annotation, molecular function: selenium binding; protein binding. The record is from RefSeq and is a predicted model, not a curated record. The transcript is spliced from 11 exons.
GUGUGUGUGCAAGGCGUGUAAAAUAUUAUUGGGAUUUUGUUUAAAGUAUAAAUAUAAUCCUACUUUGUCGUGUUUCUUCUAUGAUUUAACAAGAGUUAUGGAGGGGAAUAAUGCAUACUAUAGAGAAAAAGAAUCAACACCGGCAAGUGGUCCAGGUUAUGCAACACCUGCUGAUGCAAUAAAAGCUCCAGUUGAGAAAAUUGUUUAUUUCCCAUGCAUUCCUGUUGACAAAGACAAGCCUGGUUAUUUGGUUACUGCAGAUGUGGAUCCAAAAUCACCAACAUUCAGUCAGGUCAUACACCGAACCUACAUACCUGCCAAUGGUGAUGAAUUACACCACAGUGGAUGGAAUGCAUGCAGCAGCUGUCAUUGUAAUAAAGCAAGGUCAAGAAAUAUUUUAGUCCUGCCAUCAAUCAAUUCUGCACAAGUUUACAUGUUUGAUGUGGGCACAGAUGAGAGAGCACCAAAGUUAAAGCAUGUGGUAACGAAUGAAGAAAUGCUGGAAAAGGCAAACUUGACUAAUCUUCACACAACGCAUUGUCUUGCUGAUGGAAAUAUUAUGAUUAGUAGUAUGGGUGACAAAGAUGGAAAUGGCAAAGGUAGCUUUGCACUGAUAAAUGGCGAAUCAUUUGAAGUUCUUGGAACAUGGCAAAAGAAAGGUGAAGAAACUCCUUUUGGGUAUGACUUCUGGUAUCAACCGCGUCAUAAUGUUAUGGUUAGCUCGGAAUGGGGAGCACCGAAGGCGUUUUUGCAUGGCUUUAACCCAGCCCAUGUUGCUGAAGGCUUAUACGGUCACCAAAUUCACAUUUGGGAUUGGAAGGAGAAAAGCUACGUCAAGUCAAUUGAUCUUGCGCCAGACGGACAAAUUCCUUUGGAAAUCCGAUUCCUUCAUGAUCCAGAUUCAAACAUUGGUUUUGUAGGAUGUGCUUUAAGCGGGACUGUAUUUAGAAUUUAUCAAGAUGAGAAAAAAGAAUGGCAGGCCGAAAAAGUAAUAUCAGUCCCUGCACAGAAGGUAGAAGGCUGGGCACUACCCGAAAUGCCUUCGUUGAUCACGGAUAUUUUGAUUUCAAUGGACGACAAAUACUUAUUUGUAAGCAACUGGAUACAAGGUGAUAUACGACAGUACGACAUCACCGACACAAAAAAUCCAAAACUUGUUGGGCAGUUUUACAUUAACGGUAGUCUAGUGAGUGAUGGUGGUGUGAAGGUUAUUGAGGGGGAUUUCAAACAGCCAGACCCUGUGUUCAUCAAAGAAAAACGCAUCCAUGGCGGUCCGCAAAUGAUACAGCUUAGUCUGGACGGAAAACGUCUUUAUGUGACAACUUCGUUGUUCUCGGCAUGGGAUCGACAAUUUUAUCCGGAAUUAACUAAAAAUGGUUCGAUGUUGGUGCAAGUUGAUGUAGACAAUGUGAACGGUGGCUUAAAAUUGAACCCGGAUUUGUGCAUCGAUCUAGGCGUGGAACCUGAUGGACCAGCUUUUGCUCAUGAAAUUCGCUAUCCUGGUGGUGACUGCACUUCAGAUAUUUGGUUGUAAACAAAACACAUUUGUUUUGUUUUGUUUUGUUUUGUUCUUUCUUAUUAUUACUUAUAUUAUUUUAUUACUCGUGUUUGAAAGCUUUAAUUGAACGUAUACCUAAACCCUUCUUAAGAUUUAUAUGUUAGAAUUAUUAGGUGUUGGGGAGUAAAAACAUGGUUAUUUCGAGGAAAAGCCCUUAAUGGUUGCUUCAUUCAGGUAAAUGGUAUGUUCCUCUCAUUUAAUUUUUUCAGACUACUUAUCUGAUAUAAUAACUGGAAAAACAAAUGAGAUGGAUGUUUCAACUUGAAUGCUUUGCUCGUCUCAUUAAAAUAAUAAAUAAGGAGGAAGAUUUUUGUAUUCUACAGCACUUUAACACUACCAGACAAAGUGGGUUUCCACUGUUCCUUUUAAAAAUACAUAUUUUUUAUUAAUCUUUACUAUAUUUUUAUUUUUAUAUAUCAUAGUAUAUUUUUCUAUAGCAGGGAUAUUUGUAUCAUUUUAACAAAAAAAAUCUAUUAUCUA